AUGUAUAGCCUUUCAUGGGCUCUUCUCUCCCAUCCCCACAGGGCUCCCAAUCACAGGGGAAUGGCUGCCGAAAAUCACUCUACAGUGACCGAGUUUAUUCUCAGGGGAUUGACAAAUCGGCCAGAGCUCCAGCUCCCCCUCUUCCUCCUCUUCCUUGGGAUCUACUUGGUCACCAUCAUAGGGAACCUGGGCAUGUUCACGCUGAUUUGUCUGAAUGCUCAGCUUCACACCCCCAUGUACUACUUCCUCAGCAAUCUGUCCCUUGUGGAUCUCUGCUACUCCUCUGUCAUUACCCCGAAAAUGCUGGUGAACUUUGUGUCAGAGAAGAACAUCAUCUCCUACGCGGGGUGCAUGUCACAGCUCUACUUCUUCCUUGUGUUUGUCAUUGGUGAGUGUUACAUGCUGACAGUGAUGGCCUAUGACCGCUAUGUCGCCAUCUGCAGCCCGUUGCUCUACAAUGUCAUCAUGUCUCCUCAAGUGUGUUCCCUGCUGGUGUCUGUGGUCUAUGCCACGGGAUUUAUUGGUGCAACAAUAGAGACUGGCCUGAUGUUAAAACUGUCCUACUGUGAGCUCCUCAUCAGCCAUUACUUCUGUGACAUCGUGCCCCUCAUGAAGCUCUCCUGCUCUAGCACCUAUCAUAUUGAGAUGACAGUGUUCUUUUUGGCUGGAUUCAACAUCACAGUCACCAGCUUAACAGUCCUUGUUUCCUACGUCUUCAUCCUCUCCAGCAUCCUCCACAUCAGCACCACACAGGGGAGGUCCAAAGCCUUCAGCACCUGCAGCUCUCACCUUGCAGCUGUGGGAAUGUUCUAUGGAUCUACAGCGUUCAUGUACUUAAAACCCUCCACGGCCAGUUCUGUGGCCAAGGAGAACGUGGCCUCCGUGUUCUACACCACGGUGAUCCCCAUGCUGAACCCCCUGAUCUACAGCUUGAGGAAUAAGGAGGUAAAGGCUGCCGUGCAGAAAACACUGAGGAGAAACUUCUUCAGGUGCAAAUGUCAUCAUUCUUCCUCAGGUUGA
Molecule: messenger RNA, 1020 nt
Organism: Neofelis nebulosa (Clouded leopard)
Lineage: Eukaryota; Metazoa; Chordata; Mammalia; Carnivora; Felidae
Product: olfactory receptor 8A1-like
Exons: 1
Coding region: 1-1020 (339 amino acids)
Biological process (GO): G protein-coupled receptor signaling pathway; sensory perception of smell
Cellular component (GO): membrane
Molecular function (GO): odorant binding; G protein-coupled receptor activity; olfactory receptor activity
Source: RefSeq, a predicted model, not a curated record